Molecule: messenger RNA, 1188 nt
Organism: Balaenoptera ricei (Rice's whale)
Lineage: Eukaryota; Metazoa; Chordata; Mammalia; Artiodactyla; Balaenopteridae
Gene: SPO11
Product: SPO11 initiator of meiotic double strand breaks
Exons: 13
Coding region: 1-1188 (395 amino acids)
Biological process (GO): reciprocal meiotic recombination; meiotic DNA double-strand break formation; meiotic DNA double-strand break processing
Cellular component (GO): nuclear chromosome
Molecular function (GO): DNA binding; ATP binding; DNA topoisomerase type II (double strand cut, ATP-hydrolyzing) activity
Source: RefSeq, a predicted model, not a curated record
AUGGCCUUUGCACCCAGGGGUCCUGAGGCCUCGUUCUUCCAGGUUUUGGACCAGCACAGGGCUUCCCUGCUGGCCGCCCUGAGGAAAGGCGGCGGGGAGCCCGCUGGCGGGGGGAUGCACCUGGCCUCUAGUUCUGAGGUUCUUGCAUCUAUAGAAAAUGUUAUCCAAGACAUAAUCACAAGCUUGGCAAGAAAUGAAGCACCUGCAUUCACAAUAGACAACAGAUCAAGCUGGGAGAAUAUAAAGUUUGAAGAUUCUGUGGGUCUUCACAUGGUAUCUCAUUGUACCACAAGAAAAAUCAAAAGUGAUUCACCAAAAUCAGUUAAAAAUUUUGCGCUAAUUCUUAAAAUAUUGUCCAUGAUUUAUAAAUUAGUACAGAGCAACACUUACGCAACCAAACGAGACAUAUAUUACACCGACAGCCAACUCUUUGGUAACCAGACUGUUGUGGACAAUAUUAUCAAUGAUAUUUCCUGUAUGUUAAAAGUGCCGAGGAGAAGUCUGCAUAUAUUAUCUACAUCAAAAGGUUUAAUUGCUGGCAAUUUAAGGUAUAUCGAGGAAGAUGGCACCAAGGUGAAUUGUGCAUGUGCAACAGCUGUUGCUGUGCCAUCUAAUAUUCAAGGAAUUCGGAAUUUAAUUACAGAUGCAAAAUUUCUAUUAAUUGUAGAAAAAGAUGCGACAUUUCAGCGGCUCCUAGAUGACAAUUUUUGCACCAAAAUGUCUCCGUGCAUCAUGGUUACGGGAAAGGGAGUACCUGAUCUGAACACAAGACUUUUAGUCAAGAAGCUGUGGGAUACAUUUCACAUUCCUAUUUUCACUCUUGUAGAUGCUGAUCCUCAUGGCAUAGAAAUAAUGUGUAUCUAUAAGUAUGGAUCUAUGGCUAUGUCUUUUGAAGCCCAUAAUCUCACAGUUCCGGCUAUUAGAUGGCUUGGUCUCCUCCCUUCUGAUAUCAAAAGAUUAAAUAUACCUAAAGGUACUUUAAUUCCACUGACAAAACAGGACCAAAUGAAACUUGACAGUAUCCUGAAGAGACCUUAUAUUACUUGCCAACCAUUUUGGAGAAAAGAAAUGGAAAUAAUGGCAGACUCUAAAAUGAAGGCAGAAAUUCAAGCUUUGACCUUCCUAUCAUCAGAUUAUCUUUCCAGAGUGUACUUACCCAACAAAUUAAAAUUUGGAGGAUGGAUAUAA